AUGCGUUCCAGAGCGGUAAACAAUGGUCAGAGUAGACGCGAUGAUAAUGAGUUGAGCAACGACAUUGAGGAAGCUGAGAUCAAAUCUUCUUCUUCUUCAAGAAGAUACGAUUCUGUUGGCGAGAACUCCAGUCAAAAGUGGAUGAUUGCGAUGCUCUGUUUAGGUAUCUUCUUCGGCGUGUUUUUGUCGUUAUCAAUCCACGACAAAAGUCAAGCGAUGAUGAAAGGAUCGAUAGAGGGAUUACACAGAAACGUUAAAAAUGCGUACAUAGCGCAUAACGUAGCGAGAAAAGAGUACUUGAGGUCGUAUCGUGAAGCGUAUUUGGAGUCGAUUUUGGCUAAUAGUACUGAAGAAGAAGAAAAAGAGGUUUCCUCGGGGUGUCAAAAUAUGCCGGUUCGCACAGGGUACGACAAAUAUGGCAUACAAGUGAAUAAUUCUUGGUUUCACCACAUUCACAUCGCUAAAACCGCCGGAAGUACCAUGAAUAAGAGAUUAGCAAGACGGUAUCACGGAGUAUGCGGGAAUAAGUAUACCUCGUGUAUAGAACCGUUAGAACAUCCAAAAGACGACAGGGCGCCGGAAUUUGGCACGGAAUUGCCGGAAUUUGACUCUUUGCACAAAGAUUGGUCGUUUGGUUCUAUGACACAAAAAGGUUUUCACGAUUGCACAUUAGUGUCUUUCGAGAGAGAUUGGAACGCUUGGGUGGAACAAGUGCUUCCUGACCAUAACUUUCACGCGAAUGCGACGAAGGUGAUGUUACUCCCGUGCCGAGAUCCGUUGGAGCACUUCUUUUCCCAGUGCAACCACAACAACAACCACAACCACAACAAACACAAUGCAACUAAGAUUUUUGCAAACGUCACAUCUUGUGAAGAAGGUAUCAACAAGUGUGGUCUCGUUGCUGUCGGCCGGUUUAAUAUAAAGAUGAUUCAAAGUUGGGAUAAGGUCGUGUUGUUUAAACAUUCCGCAUUUGAUAGCGUUUUCAGUCUCUUGGAUAAUCACAUACCGCUGAGAAAGUUUUUACUCGAAUCAAAAUUCGACCCGAGUACGAACGAUAAGAGAAAGCCAGAAAACGAGAAGUUAAGUAAGAUGUGUUCGAAAGAAAAACUCGCUGAAGCGUUGAGAAAGAAGUGGGGGUACUACAAUUUCUGCGAUAAACUCAGGGGGAGUUUAACUGUUUUGGACGUGGGGAUGAACGGGACAGUUGCCGUUGUUGAACCAGCGCGCGUUUAUUAA
Bathycoccus prasinos is the source of this 1236-nucleotide messenger RNA. RefSeq lists its product with no specific name. Bases 1 to 1236 code for a protein of 411 amino acids. The transcript has a single exon. NCBI's taxonomy places the organism in Eukaryota, Viridiplantae, Chlorophyta, Mamiellophyceae, Mamiellales, Bathycoccaceae. The record is from RefSeq and is a predicted model, not a curated record.